Molecule: messenger RNA, 3641 nt
Organism: Melitaea cinxia (Glanville fritillary)
Lineage: Eukaryota; Metazoa; Arthropoda; Insecta; Lepidoptera; Nymphalidae
Gene: Clbn
Product: nuclear export mediator factor NEMF homolog
Exons: 18
Coding region: 159-3245 (1028 amino acids)
Biological process (GO): rescue of stalled cytosolic ribosome; ribosome-associated ubiquitin-dependent protein catabolic process
Cellular component (GO): RQC complex
Molecular function (GO): ribosomal large subunit binding; tRNA binding
Source: RefSeq, a predicted model, not a curated record
ACCUGGGUGACAUCAAUGAGAAAAAAAUACGUGCAAUUGCAAUAUUACGUUGGGUUACUGGUUAGGUGAUCGCUGAAACGAAAAUUUUAGUAUUAUACUAAAUAUUGGCAUGAAAUUGCCUUUAAUUAAACUUAUGCGAUUAUAGUAAAUAAAUCAAAAUGAAAACACGUUUUAAUACGUACGAUAUAGUGUGCAUGGUGGCCGAAUUACAGAGGCUGAUAGGUAUGAGGGUAAACCAGGUUUACGAUAUAGACAACAAAACCUACGUGAUUCGGCUGCAGAGGUCUGAAGAAAAGUCAGUCCUAUUGUUGGAGUCGGGGAACAGAUUUCAUACAACACAGUUUGAGUGGCCCAAAAAUGUAGCCCCAUCUGGGUUUACUAUGAAGCUUCGUAAACAUCUGAAGAACAAACGUCUAGAGAAAUUAACACAGCUAGGUGUAGACAGGAUAGUGGACUUACAGUUUGGCAGUGGUGAAGCAGCGUACCAUGUCAUACUAGAACUGUAUGACAGAGGAAACAUUGUUCUGACAGACUAUGAGUGGACUAUUCUAAAUGUUCUGAGGCCUCACGUCGAGGGUGACAAAGUGAGGUUUGCAGUUAAAGAAAAGUAUCCGCUAGAUAGAGCAAAGACAAGCUAUAAAGCUCCCGAUGCAGAAGCGCUGAAAGAGAUACUAGGAAAGAGUAAACCAGCAGAUAAUUUGAAAAAAAUUCUUAAUCCAAAUCUAGAGUAUGGUGCGGCUGUAAUAGAUCACGUAUUACUUGAAAACAGCUUGACUGGUAACAUGAAGAUAUCUCAAGAUCCUAACAAGGGAUUCUAUCUAGAAAGAGAUCUGGACAAACUUGUCACCGCACUAAAACAGGCAGAGAGAAUGAUUGACGAAGGAAAGAAUCAAACUGCAAAGGGCUACAUAAUUCAGAAGAAAGAAGAUCGACCAAACCCAGAAGGAGGUGGUCCAGACUUUUUGCUAACCAACCAAGAGUUCCACCCGAUGUUGUAUGCCCAGAACAAGAAUCAGCCUCACACCGAGUAUGAGACUUUUGACAGAGCCGUUGAUGAAUUCUAUUCAGCCCUGGAAGGGCAGAAGAUAGACCUCAAGACAAUCCAAGUGGAAAGGGAGGCGCUAAAAAAGCUCCAGAAUGUUCGCAAAGAUCACGACAAGCGUAUCACCGAGCUGGAACGUCUCCAGUUGGAGGAUAGGAAAGCGGCCGAGCUGAUAUCCAGGAAUGAGCAUCUCGUUGAACAAGCGAGACUUGCUAUACAAGUUGCUAUCGCUAAUCAGAUGUCCUGGGAUGAUAUUAACCUCCUAGUGAAGACGGCUCAAGACAACAAGGAUCCCAUCGCCUCCUGCAUCAAACAACUGAAACUGAACACCAACCACAUCACCCUGCUACUGCACGACCCAUAUGAUGAUGGUAGUGAAGUUGGUGAUGGUGAUGAAGAUGAUGGACGGUUGAAACCGAUGACGGUUGACAUUGAUCUGUCUUUGACUGCGUUUGCUAAUGCUAGACGAUACUACGAUCAAAAGCGUACAGCCGCCAAGAAACAACAGAAAACGCUCGAGUCAGCGGAUAAAGCGCUUAAAAGCGCUGAACGUAAGACUAAACAGACGUUGAAGGAAGCGCACACGAUCAGCAACAUCACUAAAGCAAGGAAGACGUAUUGGUUCGAGAAAUUCUACUGGUUUAUUUCGUCGGAUAAUUAUUUGGUGAUCGCGGGCCGCGACCAGCAGCAGAACGAGCUGCUGGUGAAGCGCUACCUGCGCGCCGCGGACGCCUACGUGCACGCCGACGUGGCGGGCGCGGCGUCCGUGCUGCUCAAGUGCCGCGGCCGGCCGCCGGCGCCGCGCGCGCUGCUCGAGGCCGGCCAGGCCGCCGUGGCCUACAGCGUUGCGUGGGAAGCUAAAGUUCUAACGCGAGCGUGGUGGGUGUUCGGACAUCAAGUGUCGAAGUCAGCACCAACCGGAGAGUAUCUCACAACUGGCUCCUUCAUGAUCCGCGGCAAAAAGAACUAUCUCCUACCUGAGCAGUUGCAGUUCGGGUUCAGUUUUAUGUUUAGAUUGGAAGAUAGCUGUAUAGAACGUCACCGAGAUGAACGGAAGGCGAUCGUGCACGACGACGCGACCUCUGACGUCACUUCCACGCAGGAUACGGAGGAGGAGCAGGAGAUCGUCGUUUCCGAAGAUGAUGAAUCAUCAGACAAAGAUGAUUCCAAAAAGAGUGCCUUAAAAUCAAUAUCCGAAGAAGCAACUGAAAUAUCCAAUAGUGAACACAAUGAAGAGAAAUCAUCAAAGAUCAGUUCAAAAACUUCUACAGACAAAGAAAUCAGACAAGAAGAACCAAAUAAACCAAAAGAAUCUCCAAAGAAAAAUAUUAGUAAAGAAAAUCAAGAAGAAACUAAGGAAAUCAAAGAAGAAAUAAAAGAGAAAGAGGGCAGUGAUGAAGAAAGUGAUUCUGACGAUGACUCUGACACCGGAGUGUUUGAUACUCAUAUUAAGGUGGAUCAUGGUACUGGUGAAGUUAUCAUCGCUUCGAAAUCCAGAACAGUUUCAGAAGUAUCUGACAGAAGUGACGAUUCAAAACUCCUCUCUUUUCCGUCUCUACCAAAGAAAGGCGGAAAGAAAGCGCAGAAGCAACAGAAGCAAGAAGUUAAGAAAGAAGAAAAGCAAGGUCCGAAGCGCGGGCAGAAAAGUAAAUUAAAGAAGAUUAAAGAGAAAUACAAGGAUCAAGACGAAGAGGAUCGGGCGCUGAUGAUGGAACUGUUAAAGCCGGAUAAAGGUUCAAAGGAGUCCAAAAAGGCCCAAAAACAAGAGGCGAAGGGUGGUAAAGGGAAGUCUUCGAAGACGAAGAUGCCCAAAAUCCCUGCACCCGCGCCAGUCUUAUUGGAGGCGGAGUCCGAUGGAGAGGAACCAGAGCCCGAGCUGGACCAAGCAGCGCCAGACGCCGACUUGGAGCUCCUCUGCCAGCUGACCGGCUGCCCGCUGCCCGACGACGAGCUACUGUUCGCAGUCCCGGUGGUGGCGCCCUACUCCGCCCUGCAUAACUACAAGUAUAAAGUGAAGCUAACGCCAGGCAGCAACAAGCGAGGCAAGGCCGCUAAGACCGCGGUACAAGUCUUCCUAAAGGACAAGAACAGUACACCGCGUGAGAGAGAUCUUCUGAAGGCGGUCAAAGAGGAAAACGUAGCGAGGAACUUCCCGGGGAAGGUCAAGCUGUCCGCUCCACAGCUGCAUAAACAUAGGAAAUAGAAUUUUAUUAGCUAUAGGACCUUUAAAUAAAAUAAUUUCCAAACAGCGUAUCUGUCUUUAAAAAAAAUAUUACCUGACACGAUGAACUCUGUUCCGUAUUUUUAUUUCAUAACAUUUUUACUUUAUUACCUUGUUCUGCCAAUAUCGAAAGUUAUGAACGCAAUACAUUUCGGUAUUUCACUUUCAUUUAUAUUGAUAGAAAUCUUAAAAAUACAAGUUCCUAACAGUGUAAUUUACUGUCAUAUAUAAUUUAAUAUCAACUGUAACUUGGUUUUCUAUUGAGACAAAUAUUAAUUAUUUAAGUAAAAAAUCUUGUUAUACGUUUUUAGUACUGGAGUAAGUAAUUCGUGAUAUUACUGGUACUACUCAUAUUUGAAUAAAUUAAAUAAUUUGUUA